This is a messenger RNA of Aspergillus japonicus CBS 114.51, 957 nucleotides long. RefSeq names its product translation initiation/elongation factor MRX8. Bases 1 to 957 code for a protein of 318 amino acids. The transcript is spliced from 4 exons. Lineage: Eukaryota; Fungi; Ascomycota; Eurotiomycetes; Eurotiales; Aspergillaceae. Gene Ontology annotation, molecular function: GTP binding. Gene Ontology annotation, cellular component: mitochondrion. The record is from RefSeq and is a predicted model, not a curated record.
AUGGUUAUCCAACUAUAUACUCUCAGAUCUUCGAUUCGGCCGUUACAGGCACAAGUCCAUCGAUAUUUCUCCUCAGCAACGCUUCCCUCCGACCUCCCAGCACCCCCAACCCCGAAGACGCUUCUCUCCAACCUUCCAGCAACGAUCCUCAAUGAUUACUAUGAGACCGAGUGCCCCAAUGACGCCCAGCUCGCCUACGCCGACAAGUUCUUCGCCCCCUCGCGCCACUCCCCGGUCAAGCUAUGGUCCGCCAGCAAGUUCCGCACGACGCCCAUGUCCGCCCACGAGCCCGAGGUCUGCUUCCUCGGCCGCUCCAACGUCGGCAAGAGCUCGCUCCUGAACGCCCUCAUGACGGGCGAACUCUGCUACACCUCGAGCAAACCCGGCCGGACGCGGGAGAUGAACGCCUUCGGCAUCGGCGGCACCAAAGGCGGCGAGUCGAAGAUCGUGCUGCUGGAUAUGCCGGGCUACGGCUACGGCGGUCGGUAUGAUUGGGGCAAAGAGAUCAUGAAGUAUCUGCGGAAGAGGAAGCAACUCCGCCGCAUCUUCCUCCUCAUCGACGGCUUCCACGGCAUGAAGCCCAUGGACCGCGUCAUCAUCCGCUGGCUCAGCGAAUACGGCCUCCCCUACCAGAUCGUCGUCCCCAAGAUCGACAAGGUCCUGGUCAAGCAGCGCAACCAGCUCCGCUCCGGCGUCUCGGAAUCCGGCCUCGCCGCGUGCCGGGACCUGCACCGCGAGUUCCGGGAGGCGGCCGCCGAGAUCGCCCAGGAGUGGAACGGGCCCCCGCCCCUCGGCGAGACCCUGACCGCCUGUGCGCAAUUGGAGCGCACGCCCGGCCAUUACAUCGGCAUCUCUGCGCUGCGUUGGGCCAUCUUGAAGGCGGCCGGGUAUGAUGCGAAUCUGGACGCGGAGGGGAAUGUGAUUAAAAAUGGAGGCUCUUCUCGGGGUUCCCCAUAA